UAUCUGCAAUCCCAGCUGCAUCUCUAUAACCCCUCCCCCUGCCGGUGAUGUCAGUGCCUAUAGAGGCGGCGGUGCUGCUGCUGUGUCAGUGCUGAGCCUGCAGGACCCGGAGUGGUACCUCGCUCUCCAUCCCUCCUCCCUGGCCAUGGAAUCCCUAUUAACCUUCUCUUUCUUUCUCUCCUUUAUUUCUACAGGUUACUCUCUGUCCUGUGUGCACUGCAAAGUAGAAGGGGAGAACUUCUGUCAGGGGCCAGAAAGGAAAUGUCCCACGUGGGGAGAUUUUGUGUGCGCCUCCACUAGCACAAUCACCAUAAUGGAGGGAGUAGCCAGUAAAUCAUUCAGCCGUUCAUGUGAGAAGCGCGCUUCCUGUGGGAUAUCAGGGAGCAUCGGGUACCAAAGGGGCAAAAUUAAAACCGCCACAACGUGCUGUUUCUCUGAUGCCUGCACUCCCUCUAAUCCUGCGUUGCCCUUGGAGAACAUGCAGAGGACCGGACUCACAUGUCGAAGCUGCACUUCCCUGAAUUCCAAGUGGUGCCACACAGAAGACACCGUAGAUUGCACCGGAGAAGAGCGCAAGUGUAUCCUUCAAACCACCACAACAUCAGGGUCCAAGAGCGGCCUGAGAGCUGUGCGAGGCUGUGCCACCAAUGACCUCUGUGCUAUCGGCAGCCAGAGCCACGACUUCGGGGACAUAAAGGAGUGGACGGAAGUCUAUUGCACCAAUGGCAGCAUCGCUCUGCAGCAGAGCAUCCUCCUCCUCCUGGCGCUCGCGGCUCUGCUCUGCAUCAAACUCAUGUAACCCUGCCCGUCGCGCCGCCUUUUCCAGUUCCAGGCGGAAAGGCGAUACACAGACUUUCCCUUAGCAACCAAUUACAUGCAUGGACUCUUGCAUCGUCACGCACUGCAUGGAACGCGCUUCCCACUUCCCCUUGGAUUUGCCAUUGCUGUGAAUGAAAGAGUAGUGAAUGGGUGCAAAGGGCGGAUACUAGGGGUGCAACUUAAUUGGACUCCCUCCAAAAUGAACCAAACACUGCCGGGGACGGUGUCGGGGACACUGCCGGGACAAAAAAAGACGUCUUUAUUAACCUGUUAUUCGCUAUGUUAAUGUGAUUGUGCCAGUAGUAGUGAUGAGCGGAUUUGUCCUGUUUCGCUUUGCCCAAAAAAUUCGCCAAAAAAAACCCGUGGGAAAAUGAGCAAAAGAGUGAAAAUGCAAAAUGCGUUGGUCGAUGGGGGUUUUUCGCAGCCAUUUUCUUGCUGUGACUUUUUUUCAUGGCUACUUUAUACCCGCAGGAUACAUUGGUGAUUGUGGCGCAUUUUUGCUGCUGUUUUAUGAAAAUAUUUGCCAAUGGUGAAAUACAGAAUUUUGCUGCAAAUCU
This is a messenger RNA of Xenopus tropicalis (tropical clawed frog), 1376 nucleotides long. Its product is annotated as phospholipase A2 inhibitor subunit gamma B. The coding region runs from base 146 to 799 and encodes 217 amino acids. Lineage: Eukaryota; Metazoa; Chordata; Amphibia; Anura; Pipidae. Gene Ontology annotation, cellular component: extracellular region. The transcript has 5 exons. The record is from RefSeq and is a predicted model, not a curated record.